AGUUUAUUAUCAUUUCUCCAUGAAGAGCUUUGCAUGCUUCAACCUCUUGGCUUUGAAUCAUUUGACAAACAGAUUGUGUCAAGGCUUCAUCUUUAUGGCCUGAAAUAGGCAUUCAAGAUCUGAUACGAGUCUGACUCUUGCCUUAUUAUAGUUUCUCUCUAUGGAUGAUAUCCUUUUAACUGGAUUAUCUUAUUCUCUUAUCCCUAUGUUAAUCUCGCAACUCAAUGACCAGAUUUCUCUCGAACACUCAGGUCGGCUAGACUGCUUCCUUGACAUAGAGGUGAAGUAUUUGAAGAAUGGUUGUAUGCUUCUUACACAGUCCUAGUAUAUUCGUGACCUUAUGCACAAGACCAAUAUGGCAGAUUCUCGAGGCAUUUCACUUCCAUGGUUCAAAGAAACCAUCCUUCCACUGUGACAGGAUUCUGUUUUCCUCAUUCUCUGGUAACAAGGUGAACUUGCUGCAUUCAAAGAAUAAUGCAGCAUUUGGUUUUCCUUCAGCUAAAUUCUCAAGUGUUAUACACAGAAACACAACUAAAAGAUUUUUGGCUACUUCUACUCUCGCCAAUGUUGCAAAUGAUUUUAUGGCCCUACAAUCACCAAUACUUGCUGGGCUAGAAGCCAACCCGAAGACCGUUGCAUCGAUCAUUUUAGGUGGUGGAGCUGGAACUCGUCUAUUCCCCCUUACUCAAAAACGGGCUAAACCAGCUGUGCCAUUUGGAGGGUGUUAUAGGCUUGUGGACAUACCAAUGAGUAAUUGUAUCAAUAGUGGAAUUGAUAAAAUUUACGUCCUUACACAGUUCAAUUCUCGGUCCCUCAAUCGCCACAUUGCUCGAACAUAUAGUUUCGGAGGUGGCAUCAAUUCUCGUGGUAGUUUUAUUGAGGUAUUGGCAGCAAAUCAAACACUCGGUGAAUCGGGAAAUAAGUGGUUUCAGGGUACUGCCGAUGCUGUAAGACAAUUCCUUUGGUUGCUUGAGGAUGCUGAGCAUAAAAACAUAGAGAACAUUCUGAUAUUGUGUGGUGAUCAGCUCUAUCGAAUGGAUUACAUGGAACUUGUGCAGAAACACAUUAAUUCAUGUGCUGAUAUAUCUGUAUCUUGUCUACCGGUGGAUGGCAGUCGUGCCUCUGAUUUUGGAUUAGUGAAGGUUGAUGAAAAAGGACAGAUACGCCAGUUCAUGGAAAAACCGAAGGGAGAAUUAUUAAGAUCUAUGCGUGUCGAUACGAGUGUUUUUGGGUUAUCAGCUCAGGAAGCAAGAAAAUCUCCAUAUAUUGCAUCAAUGGGUAUAUAUGUGUUUAAAUUAGAUGUGCUUCUCAAACUUCUCAGGAACUAUUAUCCUAAUGCAAAUGAUUUUGGAUCUGAGGUCAUUCCAAUGGCUACAAAAGAUUUUAAAGUCCAGGCAUGUCUUUUCAGUGGUUAUUGGGAAGAUAUUGGGACUAUAAAAUCUUUCUUUGAUGCAAACUUGGCUCUUAUGGACAAGCCGCCGAAAUUUCAGUUAUAUGAUCAGUCAAAGCCUAUUUUUACAUGUCCUCGGUUCCUACCCCCGACAAAAUUGGAGAAAUGUCAGGUGAUUAAUUCUUUGAUUUCGGACGGUUGCUUUUUAAGAGAGUGCAGGGUUGAACAUUCCAUUGUGGGAAUUCGCUCGAGAUUUGAUUCUGGAGUCCAGCUCAAGGAUACCAUGAUGAUGGGAGCUGACUAUUACCAAACCGAGGCUGAAAUAGUGGCUCUUUUAGCAGCGGGAAAUGUUCCUAUAGGCAUAGGCAGGAAUACAAAAAUCAUGAACUGUAUAAUUGACAAAAAUGCAAGAAUUGGAAACAAUGUAAUAAUUGCAAACAAAGAAAAUGUGCAAGAGGCUGACAGACCCUCAGAGGGGUUUUAUAUUCGAUCAGGAAUCACGGUGGUGUUAAAAAACUCAGUAAUAAACAAUGGCACAAUCAUUUAAUUUAAUGGUGGAUGGUUAUGAAUAGAAGACGGGAAAACACAAAAAAGAAGACACAAAUGAAGUGAUAUACUAUAUACAAGCUUCAAACUUUUGCUCUGAAUAACUGUUACCUGAAAAAAGGGCUCAGUUAUCAAAUUUUGAAUCUUCAACCAAGAAAGUCAAUGAAGGACACAUUCUGUUUGUCAGAACAUUUUUUGUUGGCUCAUUCAACAGAGAGGGCUACAUCAUUGUCCCGACAAUAAAAUUCUUUUAAAACGUUAUUUUUUAUCGAUAUCGAUGUUAUUAUAGGCCAAAAUGGUCAAUAAUUUGUUAGACAUUAUUUGUCUAAUUGAAUGUUACAUUUCAAAUAAGAGAAAUAUAACCAUCAGUGGAAGAAUAAAAUCAUGUGUCACUGUGGUUUACACAAUGGAGAGUGUGUGUUAUGUUCCAUUUUCAUAUCAACUUCAUGUUCUUCACAUUUGCACAAAAACAUGAUUAACUACUUCAUAUUUAAUGAGAUCCCUUAAUGGUUCUUUAGAUUUA
Messenger RNA from Cicer arietinum (chickpea), 2459 nucleotides. RefSeq names its product glucose-1-phosphate adenylyltransferase large subunit 2, chloroplastic-like. Gene Ontology annotation, molecular function: glucose-1-phosphate adenylyltransferase activity. NCBI's taxonomy places the organism in Eukaryota, Viridiplantae, Streptophyta, Magnoliopsida, Fabales, Fabaceae. Gene Ontology annotation, biological process: glycogen biosynthetic process. The record is from RefSeq and is a predicted model, not a curated record.